UCGGUUGAGUUCCUCUCUACACAUCUUUGCACGCUUUAUAACCAAAGCUAAACCAACCGAAACACUAAAGCAUUUACAAACCUUUGGAGAAUUUUGAGGUAGCUGCAAGCAAGCAGCAGUUUUUUUUUAAGAAAUGCAUUGAUUGUUUGAGUAAUAGAAAAUAAAGACUAAAAAAAAAUAUUUAAUUUAAUGAAAAAUGUUGACAAAAACUUAGAAAUUAUAACCAUGUAUUUUCUAUUUGUUUUGAUUUCCCAAAGUGUUGCAUUUGGGCAACACAGUGCAAACUUGAUUAAUGAUAUUAUUACGGUACCAAAAGUUUCAAGCUGCAAUAACCGCUAUACAAAUCAAACUUUUGGAAUAAUUACAAGUCCAAAUUAUCCGUAUGGUUAUCACGCAAAUACGGAGUGUACAUGGGUUAUAGAUAUGCCAAAAGAGGAUAGAGUUGUUUUGACAAUUAAAAAAUUUAAUAUUGGUCCAAAGGAUAAACUAAAUAUAAUUGAUGCAAACGAUUCAACAUUGUACAACCUUACUAAUGACCCUGGCGAUAUUAUUUUUUCUAAUAGUAACAAAGUGACAAUACAACUAGUAAGUUCCGAAGAAAACUUCUAUGGAAACCGAACGUUUUAUUCUAUUUUCGAGCGUGAAGGAUGCGGUGGAGUAUUGACAAAUAAAAAUGGCUACAUAUCUGUGCCAUCUUAUGUUUACAUGUCACCAACACCUCACGAAUGUUCGUGGACUAUUCUUGCUCCUCAAAAUAAAGUUUUAUCGCUUCAAUUCUUGCAAUUUGAUCUUCCUCCUGGGUCUUGCUUAUACAGCAAUAUCUAUAUCAGAGAAGGUAGCGAUGAAGCAGGAUACAUAUUAGGCGACUUUUGCGAAGAAAAUCCUCCAAUGAACCAAUUAAGAACAGCAACUAACAUUUUGCGUAUAUUAUACCGAACAAGACCAAACGAACUUGCAGCGCGCACAGAACUAUUACCGUCAAUCAAAAUGUUUUAUGUACAAGAAGACGCAUGUGGAGGUUUACUUGAUGGAUAUUCAGGUUCUUUUACUUUACCUCUCAGAUGGUUAGAGGAUGUUUAUUCGUGCAACUGGACCAUUACUGUUCCACACGGUAAGCAUAUGACAUUGAAAUUCAAAGCUUGGAAAUCGUAUGAAUCUUCUGACGGAGAUUAUGAUGAGUUGAGAUUUAUUUUGCCACAAAGAAACGUUGUUUAUUGGAAAUCAUUUGGUAAAAAUUCUCCGCCUGAGAAUAUGUUAGUACCAAGCAAUAGUUUAGUUGUGUCAUUGAUUUCUCAUAGAAAUAAUAGCGUGGAAACAAAACUUCGCCUCAACUGUUUAUUUCAGGCAAUAGCACCUGUAGAGGAACAAUGCGUCGAUAUAGCUGGAAGGAAAAUAUUUAUCUGUGACGAAUGGAAAUAUAUUGACUGUUCUUUGCGCUGCGAUGGAGUUUUUGACUGUCAUAACAAAAAAGACGAAAAGUAUUGCUUAGAAAACAUUUUAGACGAGCCAAUAGCUAUGCAACAUGCAAACGAGGUAAAACAUUUAGGUCGGUCAAGUCUUUUUAUUGGUCUAUUUACAAUCACAUGUUUAAUAGUAGUAAUUGCUUUUAUAUCUAUAACUGCUGAUCGUUUUUGCCGAAAAUUAUUUUUGCGUAAAGUAGAAGAUCCAAAAGAGUCAAAACAUUCAAACAUUUCUCCUAACCCACCUCCAUAUAAACAAGAAGAUUAUCAAAUAAAAAAUUCUGUUAUUUCUUCAUCUGUCCAAACUCUUAAUAAUUUUACUCAGACAAGUGAAACUGAUGAACAUAAUCAAGGAGAAAAUCUAAACUACUUAAGAUCUUACAAAAAAAAAUACCGAAAUGAAACGUACCCUUCUCGUUCAAAAAGCAGCACCAGUUGUAAUAGAAGACAGUAUUUAGAUUUAUCAAAACGAAGUACUUUUAGCCUAAAUUUAAUCCCGAAUCUACGUUACCCACAAAAUGUAGACUUUGAUAAUCAAAAUAUGUCAAAACGUCAAUCUGCAAUAUCUGCCUGGGAGUUUAGUAAUCAAGAUAACUCAAGGCACUUAUGUGCUUCUCCUCAACAAAAUUAUUUAUAUCCUGAUUUACAAAAUAAUAUUUUAACGUUAAAUAGAACACAGUCUGAAGCACAAAAAGAUAAAAUUAACUCCACAACGGAAUUACAAAGUGAAAAAGAGAACACAAAAACAUUGGAAAAACCAGGUUGUCAGGUAUGGAAUUAUGAGUCUGAUUUUGAAGAAUGUUCAUCGACAAGCAUAAGCUCUAAACACGCUAGUGUUGAGCAACUUCUUUCUAGCGACAAUGAAAUGCAUAAUAAUUUACAAAAUACAUUAUUGUUAGAGAUGUUUCAUGCAGACAGUGCGGAAACUACAAAUGAUGCCCAGUCUUACAACGCAGACAGUAUGGAUACAACAAAAGAAGUCCAGUCUUCGUUUUCAGCGACAUUAUCUAGCGAAUUGUAAUUGUCAAUGAAAUUUUCUUUUAAAUUUCUACAAAAAUAAAAGACGUUGGAAAUAAAAUUAUGAAUAAAUUAACAACAUUUGCGCUACGUGCAAGUUACGUGUAAUGUUGCAUAUUGUAUGCUAGGAAUAGUUGUGUAUUUGUAAAAUAAGUUCAUGUAAAUAAAAUUCAAAAACUUUUUUUCAA
Messenger RNA from Hydra vulgaris (swiftwater hydra), 2665 nucleotides. RefSeq lists its product as uncharacterized. Gene Ontology annotation, molecular function: protein binding. NCBI's taxonomy places the organism in Eukaryota, Metazoa, Cnidaria, Hydrozoa, Anthoathecata, Hydridae. The record is from RefSeq and is a predicted model, not a curated record.